Medicago truncatula (barrel medic) is the source of this 1287-nucleotide messenger RNA. Its product is annotated as peroxidase 73. Gene Ontology annotation, molecular function: peroxidase activity; heme binding. Gene Ontology annotation, biological process: hydrogen peroxide catabolic process; response to oxidative stress. The transcript has 4 exons. The record is from RefSeq and is a predicted model, not a curated record. NCBI's taxonomy places the organism in Eukaryota, Viridiplantae, Streptophyta, Magnoliopsida, Fabales, Fabaceae. Bases 66 to 1037 code for a protein of 323 amino acids.
UUUUGAACUUACCAAGCAUAUUUGAAACCAAAUAUCUAUUCAUAUAUUCUAGUACCCUUUUGCAAAUGGGUCGUUAUAAUGUUAUACUUGUGUGGUCACUAGCAUUAACGUUGUGUCUUAUUCCAUAUACAACUUUUGCUCAACUUAGUCCAAACCAUUAUGCUAACAUUUGUCCUAAUGUUCAAAGCAUUGUAAGAUCAGCAGUUCAAAAGAAAUUUCAACAAACUUUUGUUACUGUUCCUGCUACCCUUCGUCUCUUCUUUCAUGAUUGUUUUGUUCAGGGUUGUGAUGCUUCAGUUUUGGUGGCAUCAAGUGGAAAUAACAAAGCUGAAAAGGAUCAUCCUGAAAAUUUGUCAUUGGCUGGUGAUGGUUUUGACACAGUGAUUAAAGCAAAAGCUGCAUUAGAUGCUGUUCCACAGUGCAGAAACAAAGUUUCUUGUGCUGAUAUUCUUGCUUUGGCUACUCGAGAUGUUAUUAAUCUGGCUGGUGGUCCAUCCUAUACAGUAGAAUUGGGAAGGUUUGAUGGUCUAGUUUCAAGAUCUUCAGAUGUAAAUGGAAGGCUCCCUCAGCCAAGUUUCAAUUUGAAUCAGCUGAAUACUCUCUUUGCAAACAAUGGACUCACUCAAACAGACAUGAUUGCCCUAUCAGGUGCACACACUCUUGGAUUCUCUCACUGUGACAGAUUCUCCAAUAGAAUUCAAACUCCAGUGGACCCCACAUUGAACAAACAAUAUGCUGCCCAGUUACAACAAAUGUGCCCUAGGAAUGUUGAUCCAAGAAUAGCCAUCAACAUGGACCCAACAACUCCUAGAACAUUUGACAAUGUUUACUACAAAAAUCUUCAACAAGGAAAAGGUUUAUUUACUUCUGAUCAAAUCCUCUUCACUGAUACAAGAUCAAGGAACACUGUUAACUCUUUCGCGACUAACGGUAACGUUUUCAAUGCCAAUUUCAUCACUGCCAUGACCAAGUUGGGUCGUGUUGGAGUUAAAAAUGCGAGAAAUGGGAAAAUUCGUACCGAUUGUUCUGUGCUUUAAUCAAGUGUAUAAUGUAAGCUGGGGAAGUCACAAAGGGUGACUAUAGAUUAUUUGUUAAUUAAUGUUAAUAAAUUUGUUUGCCAACAAAUUAAGAGUGGUUUGGAUGUUAAAAAAAGGAAGAUAAGGGGAGAGAAAAAAUUGAGCUUUUCUUUGAUGUAAUUUAAGUUCCAAAUAAUUCAGUGUCCCCUAUAUUUAUGAACUUUGAAUUGUUUAUUGAAAAUGAAUAAGAGUGCUGCUAAAAUGUUUAUGA